CUGUGUUCAUGUUGCUUUUCUUGUGCAUUGAUAGUGUUCUUUAAUGAUGUUUUGAUGGUCCUACAUCGUUUUAAGCGUCCACUCUAAACGAAAUACAGUUCAGAGUGAACGUUGGCGGUGGUUGAACAUAAGUGAGCUCGUGGUAAAACCACUGUUAUCGUUGACUUCAUUGUUAUGUUUAACUGCGUAAUGCAGCUUUCUUAAACUUCAGUCAUGUAGUUUUCAGCGCCACUCGUAACGUAUGUCACCCUUACAACGUCUUAAAUACUUUAUAUAUUCUCAUUUUUUCUCUUUUUAGUUUGUAUCGAAAAGCCCUUUUUGUUUGUUUGAGUUAGCCUGAUUUACGUCUCAAUCUUCGAUCUGAAUAGCUAUAUGGUGGGUGAGAGAGUCAAUUUUUUUUUGGCGUGCAUUUCUUUCUUUUUUGCUUGCUCCUGUUUUAUUCACUUUUGCUGCCCUCUUAUACCUUGUUUUAUAAAGACAGAACUGUCUUUUAUUUACGCGGUGUUGCUCUGCGACAAUUAAAAAUUUAGAGAAGUUGACAUACCCGAUAACAAUAGCUAGGCGCCUAUGUAGUGUAGUAAGGUCGCCUUCCGUUACCGGUGUUCCUUUAUACUUCCAUCAUUGUGCGAGAAACCUGUGGUCAGCUGCUUGAAAGUUUGCCUUUGUACAGGCUCACCUGCUCAGCCGAAGCAUAGAAAAAUUCGGCGCCGUCAUAUGGACUAGCUGCGAUUAGCGAACGAUAAAUUUCACCUGUUACACCUGCAAAACAUUUUCCCUUUCUAAUGUGAGUUAAGGUUGGUGAUACAGUGAUGCAGAAUUAACUUGCUUCUUGGAGUAAUGUACGUGUUGUGUUGCCAUUCGGUGUGUCACAUUCUGGCUAGGAAACAGUAUUUAAUGCUAGAAAGACAAGGACAUGGUGGUUGUGCGAGAUCGAUAUAUGCAUAAGCACUACUGCUGUGACCGCUCGUGCCAUACGCUCGCAGCUCCAAGGUGUUGUCCAUGGUGAACGCUCAUUUGUCAACAAAACGCACUCGAUACGCUUGAUAUGCGCAUUUUUUUGUAAAUCUACAGAAGCACGCACAUAUAACUGGUUUGGUUAAGUUAGCUGAGGCCGUUAUUUUUAAUGGUUCGCUACAUUUUCUAUUCUCGCCUCUCGUCGUUGGCUAGGGUGCUACCGCGGCGCCGUUAUGGCCGAGAUCCAUUCGAUAAGAAUUUGUGAAAUGAAAUAGAUCGUUACGAAAUACGGCCUUCUCGUGCCCUUGGUUUUUCGUGUGUUGGAGUGCUUGUCUCUGCACUAUUCAACAACAGUUAUACCCACGCAGCUAUUGAGCACAACUUUGAGCAAUCGUUAAUCUAACGGCUUGACGAUUUGUGUGUAAUCUAACGGCUUGACGAUUUGUGUGUAGUGAUUUUGAGGAGCUUCUAAUCGCGCUUUUGUGUAGUGUUUUAGGUUAUUUCUACAAGUUUCGGCCGUAUGUUCAAAUGUCACAAAGUUCACUUUCAAACUGUUGCGACGUGUGAGUCAGGGAAGCGUUGUAGUUAGGCUCUUGGUUGCGAAUUUGUUCUGGUCAUGCUACUAACAGUUGUGGCGUUGCAUGAAGACGGUAUUAUUGCUGCCCAAGCACCUUUCAAGCUCUUCAUGCGUAUUGUUUAUUUAUGAUGUUUACCGCCUUUUACGGUCGUUGUCGAGAUGAUCUUAACGCAAUAUCGCCGUUCUAGAGAUUCUCGUCAUUUUACGAGCUAGCGGUGGAUAUCCACGUACAGCCAGGCGGUCCGUUAACAAAUACCGGCAUGUCACGAAAAGCCAAUUGUAUAAAAGUGCCUCUAAAGUAAUUCAUGAUAAGCGUUUUUUUUGUGUGACGAGUUACUUGUGUUAAUCAAAUUUCUAUCUAAAGAUGUUCAUGUCCUUAUUUUGCAGUAAGUAGUGGAUAAUAGUUAGGCUGACCGGCUGCUGCAGAGCGUAUGAAACACCAGUGAUCGCCCCUGGAUAUUUGCGUUAUUGGAGAGCACUUUCAGUAGCUCUUAAACUUUCAUAUACCCCCUGUGGUAUUUCUAUCUGUCAGUAUUCAUAAAUUUUGUAUACCAGAUCGAGCACGCCGCGGAGGAAGCGCGGUUGCAUACAUAGCAGACGACGGUUGUCUUUGCUGCGAAACUGUCGUUGAACGGCGGCGCUGCAGUGAUUACGUUUUGCGGAUCUGCGACUCGGUCUAGCCUGGUCUAGCCACGUUGUGCCGUGAAAUUGGGCCGUGUGUAGGCGCCAUUUUGUUUUACUUGUUACCGUCUUUCCGGGCGUUGUGUGCCCUAGGGAGUUAUGAAAUCGCUAGCUCAUUAUAAUCGUAUAUUAUAAUUUUUUGCGUGUGGACGGGUGUGUCAGGUAUGCCUUGUGAUGACACGGAGAGCCGCAAAAACUGCCACUAAUCGUAGCCAAUGGAGGAACAAGUGACUGCACUCUCGCCGCUGCACAGCAACCAAGUUGCUGAAGUCACGGCCGAGACAAGGACCGCCAAGCGCAAGUCAGGUGAAGCCUCUAACGCAUCCCCCGGCAUCAAGUGGUACAAGCAGAAGUUUAGAGACUCCUGGCUGCAGGACGAGCGCUUCAAAAACUGGCUGGUUAGCGUGCCGCACGAUCCGUACCGUGCCAGGUGCAAACUGUGCAACGCCGAUCUUAGAGCGGGCAAGAGCGAACUGGAGAAGCACGCGCGCACCAAGCACCACCGUGAUACUGUCAAGGCGGUUGAGGACGUGAAGGCCUUGCUGGGCUUCGCCAACCAAGCCGAAGCGCAGACGCUGCCAGAGAUAGUGAACGACAUGCAGUCAGCUGAUCAGUCUAACAAUUCGUUCCAGGUGCAGGAGGAAGAACUGUCGCGGCCCGUGACCGCGCUCGUGCCACGGAGGAGGAGAAUGUCAACCCCACCACCUACAGAGGCUCCAGCGCCAGCUGUCCGGUGUCACCUGCCGCCUUUGGGCAUCUUGCCCCAAGUUCAGUGUCGCGCACCUGAUUUCAAAGGGAUAGCUGUGGUGGACAGCCAGAUCCGGGAAAUUCAACUGAGUGACUAUGAAGGGAAAUUCCUGUUGCUGUUCUUCUACCCUCAGGCCUUCUCUCUCGCUUGUCCCAGUGAGCUUGUUGAAUACAGUGAUCGUGCAGCUGAGUUUCGGAGCCUUAACACAGAAAUCUUGGCAAUAUCCACCGACUCCUACUGCACACACCUUGCCUGGACUAACACCCCUAGAAAGCUUGGUGGGCUUGGCAAGGUCAAUGUCCCCUUGAUGUCAGACUUCACGAAGAAGAUCUCAAAGGACUACAAUGUACUGCUUGAAGAUACUGGAACUGCAUUGAGGGCAUCUUUUAUCAUUGACACCAAGGGCAUGAUUCGUCAGGUUACAAUCAAUGAUGUGAACUUGUACAGAUCAGUGGACGAGUCGCUUCGAUUAUUGAAGGCGCUGCAGUAUGUUGAAAAGCAUGGUGCAGCAAUCUGCGCUUCGUGGGAACCCGAACCUGCCAUGGCCCGUGGGGGUGAGCGCACUAGGGCGCGCAGCAGAGUGGAUAAGUGAGGCCUGUUGCCUGGGACCUUUGUGCACCAUCCAGGGUCAUCACUGGCCGCCUUGUGGCAAUGAUCGUUGUCUCCUUUUAUGUAAUGACAUAUUUUGUUUCUAUUUUCUCAUCUGUACAGUACUUCACCUGCACUGUAAAUAUUUGAAGACAAUUUAAGCUGCUGUUGUAGUGCUCUCUUAAUCUUGUCACCUGAAGAGAGCGUUUUUGGGCAUGGGGGAUGUGCGAUUUCUCUCAUCAAUACUGUUUUGCUUCUUGGGGUAGGUGCUUUUGUUGUCAGGCUGGAGAGCCUGUGAUGAAUUGCUGAGUGCUGUCCAUUGUCACUCAUUUGUGUCUUUAUGGUUAUUUUCCUGUUGUGUGCAUUUUAAAUUAUUUUUAGAACAACCUUUCCUUUUUAGAAAGAAAAGACAAGUGCAUGCAUUGUGUAGGAGCUUGUUUACUUUGGCAAUAUGGAUCCUGAUGUUUUGUUUGCACCCAACUCUGUCUGUUGCAUGAAUUAGUGCCAACGAGAAAUUAGGUUGCCUUAAGUUUAUUUUAUUUUGUGUAUAUCUGCAGUACUGUCUCGGAAUAUGCACUUACAUGCCUGUUUCCUCAGCAAAAUAAAUGCGGUUGUUCUUGAA
Messenger RNA from Dermacentor andersoni, 4170 nucleotides. RefSeq lists its product as uncharacterized. The record is from RefSeq and is a predicted model, not a curated record. Gene Ontology annotation, molecular function: thioredoxin peroxidase activity. Gene Ontology annotation, biological process: cell redox homeostasis; response to oxidative stress; hydrogen peroxide catabolic process. Gene Ontology annotation, cellular component: cytosol; mitochondrion. NCBI's taxonomy places the organism in Eukaryota, Metazoa, Arthropoda, Arachnida, Ixodida, Ixodidae.